AUGUCUGUCUACGGAGAAGAUAAGGAGAGAGAACUCCACGACCGUCUCUCAGACUACAUCCACGGUGGAGCAGACUAUAACAAUGCCGAGGAGCUCGAAACCAACCCCCCGGGGUCUCCGGAUCCUCUCUUCGAUGGCUGCGAUUCCCCCGGCCCAUCCAAUAUCGCUAGUGCUUUCGCCGCCGCCGCUUCUGGCCCCGUUACCCGUUCUCGCUCCGCCCUCCCCGCCCCCUCCCAGGGAUUGGCCGAGGUCGAAUUCCAGGUGGGAGCUGAGGCUGAUAACGACGGCUGGACCAGCACGGACAGCACUGCUUCCCGUGCGGGCUCUGUUCAUCCUGAUGCUGGCUUCGCUGCAGGUACAGGUGGCACUGGUGGUGGUGCUCGUAGGGUUGGGUAUGGGGGUGGGGGUAGGUCCGCUGCGAGGGGAGCUCAGUCUGUGGGUUUCGGUAGGGGCGGGGAAGAUCCCAUGUCUGCUGAGCAAAACACUGUCGUGAAUUACACGUGCUGGUCUUGUGGCUCUAUAGUUAGCCUUCGGAAGAAGGAGAUGAUUGUCAUGUGCGACGGAUGUGGGGGGAGGAUUGUGAUGAAGCUGAGGCCUCAGAAGUCAGUAUUUCCUUUACUUUCCUUUGGCGGUGCGAGUUGGGGUUGGCUGAUUAGUGGUGGUGUGUGGUUUAGAACUGUCACCUAUUCUACCAUGUAAGGUGGGAAUGCGGGGGAAAGGAAAGCUGAGUGCGUGGAGGAAAUUGAGUGGGAUGAGCUUAUUUUUCAGGCCACGACUUUGAAUUUCAAUCUUACAGCUUCACUGUUUGCUGCUUAACCAUUGUCUCUGUGCUGUGAGUGAUUUGCGAUGAUGUUCCCAUUCCCGUGAGUGUGUGAAGGUGUGUGGUGAAUGCUUGGUGUUUCAGGAGUGCAACGGUGUCGUCUGAUUUAGCUCUAGGCGCAUGGAUAAAAUUGUUGCUCCGGUGAAUUAA
Molecule: messenger RNA, 970 nt
Organism: Tuber aestivum (summer truffle)
Lineage: Eukaryota; Fungi; Ascomycota; Pezizomycetes; Pezizales; Tuberaceae
Source: the annotation of a GenBank genome assembly